Molecule: messenger RNA, 2295 nt
Organism: Magnolia sinica
Lineage: Eukaryota; Viridiplantae; Streptophyta; Magnoliopsida; Magnoliales; Magnoliaceae
Product: polygalacturonase At1g48100-like
Exons: 14
Coding region: 1-2235 (744 amino acids)
Biological process (GO): carbohydrate metabolic process
Molecular function (GO): polygalacturonase activity
Source: RefSeq, a predicted model, not a curated record
AUGUCGACGGGCACCUCUUCAUGUUCAACAUCUAAUCUUUCAUCUUUAAGGAUCAUCGGUGAUGUAAUUGAUCGACCACGAGGGGCCGGAGACAGAAAUCCCAUAUCUCUUUACAGGCCAAGCAAGUCUUGGGCUCUCUUGAAAUCCAACAAGGUAGGCCUAGGCAAUUUAGAAAGGUGGUUCUUGCUUUGGCCUUAUGGGGUCACAAAUUUAGGAGUUGCAGUACUAAAGAAUUUUGAUGCCUACUCAAAAAACUACUGGUUCUGGAUUGGAGCUGGAGCCCUUUUUGGAUUCAUCAUCCUUUUCAAUGUUCUCUUCACUCUUGCUCUCAUGUAUCUAAAUCCUUUGGGUAAGCCACAAGCUGUUAUAUCUGAAGAAGCAGCGAAUGCGAUGGAAGGCAACCCAGAAGAAUCAAAUGAAGAGGCAAGGAUCAAAAGAAAAGGAUCAAAAGGUGGUUCUGUCCCACGUUCUUUAUCGGCUUCAGAUGGAAACAAUACAAGAGAAAUGGCAAUUCGGCGCAUGAGCAGUCAAGCUAAUGGGGGACUUAGUCGGAAUGCUGACUCGUCUCUCGAGUUGACCAUGGGUGUUGCGCCUAAGAGAGGAAUGGUUCUUCCAUUCACUCCUUUAGCUAUGUCAUUUGACGACAUAAAAUAUUACGUCGACAUGCCUGCAGUAAGUUUUAUUCUUUUUCAUCUGUGUUUUUAUUUUCUAAUAACAGCUAGAGGAAACUGGAGGAGAGGAGACUGGCGUUGGGCGACGGACGUUGAAGAAGAAGAGGAGAAUGGAGAGGAAGAACCGAAGAAGAUUGUCCGUCGGGCAGGCAGCAGAUCGUCGGGCAGCAGCGCUCGUCCCGUCGUCCGUCGUUCGGGUGCGGUUAGGAUCAAGGGAAGUAAUCAGAUCAAGGGAAGUGGCCACAACUUGUCAUCACCGUCCAAUCAAAAUCAAAUAACGACAAGGCCAGGGGCCGUUUGGAUUCAGGCCAAGUUGUCUUCUCCAAUAACCUUAGUACAGACAAUGGAGGGUGAUGGAUGUGGACAAUCGACCGUCUUCAACGUGUUAGAUUUCGGCGCAAAGGGUGAUGGAGAAACUGACGACACUGAGGCAUUCCAGCGUACAUGGAGGGCUGCUUGUAAGGAGAAAGAAUCAAGGGUGCUGGUACCGUCAGAUUACACGUUCAUGGUGGGCCCCAUCAGAUUCUUGGAUCAUCAAUUUCAACCGAACAUCAUAUUUCAGCUAGACGGUAUGAUCAUCGCUCCGGAGGGCGCUCGAGCAUGGGGUUCAGGAAAGUCUGAGUGGAUCAAAUUCAAGAAUUUGAGAGGGAUCAUGAUUCGAGGAAGAGUUACGAUCGACGGACACGGUCAGAUUUGGUGGGCCCAGUUGGAGUUCGACGAUUUGCAAAUUGAUGCUGAUCUCCACAGAAGAAUGCCACUUACCAGACCCACGGCUCUAAAGUUUCAUGGCUUUUCUAAUGUAACGGUCACUGGCAUAACGAUCCAAGACAGCCCAAAAUACCACCUCAAUUUUAAUAACUGUGCUGGCGUCAAUGUUUUCAAUUUGACAGUUUCGUCCCCUGGCAACAGCCUGAACACCGACGGAAUCCAUUUGCAGAAUACUCAAAAUGUGUUGAUCUACAACACCAAUUUGGCCUGUGGUGACGACUGUGUUUCUAUACAGACUGGUUGUACCAACGUGAAUAUACAUGAUGUGUACUGUGGGCCUGGCCAUGGGAUCAGCAUCGGAGGGCUGGGAAAGAACGGGACCAAAGCGUGUGUGUCGAACAUCACCGUCCAUGACAUCAUCUUGCACAACACAAUGACCGGUGUCAGAAUCAAGACGUGGCAGGGUGGAUCUGGCUCCGUGCAAGGCGUUCUAUUCUCCGGCAUUCAAGUCUUCAAAGUGAGACAUCCAAUCGUAAUCAACCAAUUCUACUGCAAUGGAGAAAAAUGCAUGAAUCAAACCGCUGCGGUCGCAUUAUCUAAUGUCAAUUUCAAGAAGAUCACUGGUACAUGCACCUCAAAACCAGUCCACUUUGCAUGUAGCGACGCAUCGCCAUGCACAAACAUCACUCUAACAGGUAUUGAACUACACCAUUUUCAAAAAGGCCACAAGAAGUCCAACCCGUUUUGUUGGCAAGCAUAUGGGGAAUUGCUCACACCAAGCAUCCCACCGAUCGAAUGCUUGCGGCCCGGCAAACCGUCGGGGAACUGGGUCCCAUCUAGUAGCUGUUUGUGUUGAGCAUAGUAUAUAGGAUGAUGUAGUAUGCUAGACUUAGGUGAACAGAUUUUUUUCCAUGUG